AUGUCACUCGCAACCGACGUUAAUCAACGAGCCUUAAUACAACGACGUGCGACGAUAAAAUCGCAAUGCACGAGGGUUCAGACGUUCUUAGACGGUGACGACUGUCGAAGCACAUCCGUGAUUGAGUUGCGUACUCGAUUACAGAAAUUCAAUAGCACAUGGGACGAGUUCAACGAAGUACAAGCCAAAAUCGAGGCUGCCAAAGAUGCAGAACAGGUUAGUGAGAAUCAAUUGGAGGAAAGGACAGCCUUCGAAAAUAGGUAUUUCACAAUAUCAGCUGCCUUAGAAUCGUUAAUAGAGGAGAAAGAAAGGCUAGUGGCAACUCGCUCACCGCAUACGCAGGAUCGCCAGGUAAGAGAAGCGACCCCAUUUACCAUUGGAGGAUCCUCGGUAAGCGAUCACCUAAAAUUACCUCGCGUGGAUUUACCAACAUUCUCUGGAGAAUAUGAGGAAUGGCACUCAUUUAGUAAUAUGUUUAUUAGCAUGAUAGAGCAGAAUGCCGUGUUGCCUGACGUGCAGAAAAUGCAGUAUUUGAUGUCGUCACUUAAAGGAGAAGCGCACGAUGUAGUGAGUUCUUUAGAGGCAUCGGCGGAGAAUUACAGAGAAGCAUGGACAAUGUUGAUGGAGAGAUACGACGAUCCAGGAUUGAUUAUCGGGAGACAUGUGAAAGCACUGUUUGAGUUACCUGCCAUGAUCAAGGAUAAUCACGUAAUUUUACGAAAAUUAUUAGACACUGUACUAAAGCAUAUCCGCGCUCUCAAAGCUCUCAAAAGACCUUCAAAUAAUUGGGACGACUUAAUGAUACAUUUGGUGACCAGCAGAUUGGAUCAAUCGACAUAUCGAGAAUGGGAAACUACGGUAGUACGAGGUAGGAUACCAUCAUUUGAAGAAUUAAUUAAUUUUUUAAAUCAACGUUGUAGAGCAUUAGAAGCAACAGCCCGUUCGCCGAAAUCAACAAGUUCUCAAGAAAAAACGCUUCAUAAUAAAAGUACGACAGCUAAUGUGGCGACCACUAAAAAUACAUGCGCAUUCUGUCAACAAGAGAAUCAUGCUAUAUACAAGUGCAAGGAGUUUUUGGCACUAAACAUAGAUCAAAAAGUGAAGAAAGCAAGGACACGUAAAUUAUGUUUAAAUUGCUUGAAAUGCGCGUCACAUCAAGCCAAGGAGUGUCUAGCAGGAACAUGUCGUAAGUGCAGCAAGCGUCAUAAUACACUACUGCAUUUUGAGCAAGCUUCAAAAAAUAAUUCGAAUUCUGAGCCUAAAACGGAGAAAUCUGAGAAUAAAGAGAGCACGAGUCCCGCAACGGUAAAUCACGCAGCCAUAAAUCAAGGACAAGUUUUAUUGGCAACUGCACUGGUAAAUGUGCCAAAUACCAAAGGAGAAACGAAAUCAAUUCGUGCACUUCUUGACAGCGGAUCUCAAUCUUGCUUCAUCACGGAAGAUUGUUGCACGGAACUUGGAGUCAAACGUCAAUCCACUAACAUGCCGAUUUGUGAAUUGGGAGGACAAGCCGUAUCAACCAGAAGUCUAGUGAAGAUUAUCAUACAAUCCAGAACCACGGGUUAUAGGAAGCAGUUAGAUUGUCUGGUGGUGGACACGAUUACGCAGCGACUUCCUAUCAAUGAAAUAAGCAAGAGUGACAUAAGAAUACCACGCGGAAUUACAUUAGCUGAUCCACAAUUCAACCAAACCUCGAAGAUAGAUUUGCUGAUAGGAGCGGAGAUAUUUUUCGAUUUAUUAUGUAUCGGCAGAAUAAAGGUAACUGAAAAUCAGCCAACUUGGCAAAAAACAGUUCUUGGUUGGAUUGCCUCAGGAAACUGCAUAACAGGAGAUCAAUACAUGAAGUCUACAGUAUGCAACAUGAGUAUAAACGAUCAAUUGAACGCAAGUCUUAUGAAAUUUUGGCAACUUGAAAGCUGUGAAAGGAUAGCAACGCGAACCCCGGAGGAGCGUGCAUUCGAGAAUCACUUCAUGCAAACCCACAAGAGAGACAGUGAAGGCAGAUUUGUGGUAACAUUGCCGAUCAAGAUGGAUGUAUUGAAGAAUUUGGGUGAAUCCAAAGAGAUUGCGGUGCAACAACUGUACAGCUUGGAGAGGAGACUCAAACGACAACCACAAUUCACAAGGGAAUAUGUAGAAUUCAUGCGGGAGUACCAGAGGUUGGGACAUAUGCGAGAGCUUCAAGAACCC
Messenger RNA from Temnothorax curvispinosus, 2190 nucleotides. RefSeq lists its product as uncharacterized. The annotation marks the transcript as partial. NCBI's taxonomy places the organism in Eukaryota, Metazoa, Arthropoda, Insecta, Hymenoptera, Formicidae. The record is from RefSeq and is a predicted model, not a curated record. The transcript has a single exon.